This is a messenger RNA of Vollenhovia emeryi, 2071 nucleotides long. RefSeq lists its product as uncharacterized. The transcript has 4 exons. Lineage: Eukaryota; Metazoa; Arthropoda; Insecta; Hymenoptera; Formicidae. The annotation marks the transcript as partial. The record is from RefSeq and is a predicted model, not a curated record.
CUCGAGACGGCGGAGAUAUGGUGCCAGCCACAGGGGCAGGCACGCGGGCCCUGGAUCAGGGGUGUUCCGCUACCCCUGCCGGUAUGGGCCCAUUACGAGUCACCAGCCCUGACCGUCUCCACGGUCGAACAGUAUGAGGAAUUAGCAGGCAGCGUUGAGCUUGAAACGCAACGCUUAUUGCGCGAGCAUCGCUACGACACUAUUGGCAAUUUCCUCAGGUUCUACAAGGACUACACUGCAAGUGGAGAGAGUGCGCUGGAUCGAUUCUACCGGAAAUAUCAGCCACUGAUAACACACGAACAUCAUACUUGCGUCGGUCUUGGAUUUGAAUUAUUACAUCGAUUGACAGGAUUGAACAAGCGAUUCCCAGGAAUAGCAAGUGGCCUCUACUUAGUAUCUUGCGAAGAGACGAUUGGUGAUAUCGCCGGCUAUGUUGGCGGUCCACCGGCGGCGGACAGCGGCGAAAAGGAGCAUGUUUUAGUGUGCCUGAAAAUCGAGAUUGGCGGACGCCGCGGCGUCAUGCUGCUCGAUCCCGGUUACCACGUAGCGCGCGUUAUCACUGUGAUGGCCGAUAAAUUAUACCCUCACACGGGCUGGUUCACGCAAUCUGACGAGCCGACCUGUAAGAAAGAGUACAACUACUGUCUGUGCGCCGACGAUCCCGAUUAUGUCGAGUGGCACGAGAGGAAAACCCGACCUGGUGCCUUGGAGAGGACGCAAGUCGCUCUCAUUUAUGUGGCAAGGCCAUAUUUAACUGCCAUUGACGUUACGGAACGUAGAAACUUGGUUUAUAAUCAGAGAAGUCUCCUCGCCAGAGAUACUAAGGGUCACGUCACCGCCGGCAUAUAUUUCCCCGUCGUCCUAGACGUGAACAGGGCGCAGACCUUCACGAUUUUCUACCAGACCGGCAACGGGAAGAGGCGAGUCAAAAUGGAAUUCAGCAAGUUCUAUGGUUCGCGCAAGAUGAGUCCUGAAACCGAGGAAAUGGAGAUGAUAGCGGAAUGUGCUCGACAACUCAAUAUUUCGCAGGAUAUCUUGGAGGAUACGCUCUCUGCUCUGGCCACUAUCAUGAACGAUUCGUCAUUCGUGGCGCAGCUGUUGGCUAUCAACGCGAGAAUUAACACCUUGGCAGAGGACAAUUAACGAACACAAGUCACUCCAAUCAAUGGAGCGUCGACACAACGUUACGUUUUGUUACUUCUUUUGCCCGCUUUCCUCUUACGUUCUUUCCCUUUCUCUCGUAGCUUAUUCGUUCUUUUAUUUGUUAUAGUUACGCUUUGUUACAGCGCUUGUAUAUUUGCAUAUAUACGAGACGAGUCAUGUAACUUUGCAAACUCUUCGCUCAUCUUGAAACUUUUAUAUGCUGAAUGAUAAAUCGAUCAUUGCAAAGGAAAUCCUUUAAGUUGACUCAAUCUGUUGCAGAAGUAUGACGCUACGAUGCAUACUUCUUCGCAAAGAUAGUUUAUUAUUCUGCGUAUAAAAGGAUAAACAUCAAUCUUAAACAAAUAUGAUUCACUCAAAAAAUGCAUGAUUCAGCUUUUAUGACAAAGCGUUGCUUUUCUUAUCACAAGAUUCAUAAAACAUUUCGACAAUUCUAGUAUUGUUUUGCGCAUGCAAUUCAAUGAAAACAUUAACAGAUGCGAUCGAGUGACGUAAUUCAAAAUAUAUACGAUUUUAAGUCUGAUGAUUUUAUACAUUAGCUUUCUAUCUAGAACGCAACGCGAGGCUGGUGAUCAUUUUAUUCUUGUAACUAAAAGGUUCUUAAACGUUUUGCUUUUCUCUUUUAUAUUUUACUCUUGGACAUGUAAGCUUUUGGGUUCUAUGGUAAUAUAAUAGAUCGGUGUGGUAAUAUUUUCAUUGAAGGAUAUUGGCACUAACGCAGUUAAUAGAUUACCAUUUAUGUAGAAAGAACUGCACUAAAAUUACAUUGGUACAAGGGAUACUUUUGUUCUGUCGCGUGCGCGCUUCCACGUUGCACGUCGUUACUUCUUUAGAAUAACGUAAUGCGUAUACCUUUCAAUUGUAAACACUAAAUUUGAUUUUAUUUGAAUAAAUUGUUUGACGGACAAGA